Nasonia vitripennis (jewel wasp) is the source of this 15857-nucleotide messenger RNA. RefSeq lists its product as uncharacterized. Gene Ontology annotation, cellular component: cytosol. Gene Ontology annotation, molecular function: protein binding. The coding region runs from base 303 to 4892 and encodes 1529 amino acids. NCBI's taxonomy places the organism in Eukaryota, Metazoa, Arthropoda, Insecta, Hymenoptera, Pteromalidae. The transcript has 18 exons. The record is from RefSeq and is a predicted model, not a curated record.
GGCAGUAAGUAGUGAUUCGUAGGUGUGUAGCGCAGCUAGUGCUCGGAGCGAGCGCUCGGCGUCGCCUCAGUCGCCCCUAGGCCAAGAUGGCCACGCUGCGAUCAAUGAAACUCUCGAGUAAAUCGCGUAGUAAAACACGCUGCACGGGGUGUUAAAAUAAGCCGUUGUCCCGAGGAACGAGCGAGCCGCGCUCGUGUCCGGUGUGCGUGCGUGGGUGCGUGCGUGUGAGAGAGCGAGCGAGAGAGUGGCUCAUUGCGGGUGCCCGGCGCCUCGCAUCCUUCGUCGCCGCCGAUAAAUGGGCCAUGGGAAAGGACCAGGAGCUGCUCGAAGCAGCCAGGAACGGCAACGUCGCCGUCGUCGAGAAGAUCCUCGGGCAGCGCGCGAAGAGGAGUGGUCCCUUGGCAAGUCUACGCCGAGGUCCAGGAGCUAAUGUGCAAGACUCAAGCGGAUAUUCGGCGCUCCAUCACGCCGCUUUAAACGGACACAAGGAAGUGGUGAAGCUGCUUCUCCAGCAUGAAGCUUCGACCAAUAUCAUCGAUGCUAAGGGCUCUUCUCCGCUUCAUUUAGCGGCGUGGUCCGGAAACUCGGAAAUUGUGCGAUUAAUUCUGAGUCAAGGGCCAUCGGUGCCGAACGUCAACCUUACGACCAAAGAUAACGAGACAGCGUUGCACUGCGCUGCACAGUAUGGACACACGGAAGUCGUGGCACAGCUGCUGCAGUACGGAUGCGAUCCCAGCAUCCGCAACAGCCGCGGAGAAUCCGCCCUGGACCUGGCCGCACAGUAUGGAAGGUUGGGGACAGUGGAGCUGUUGGUGCGAACUCAUCCCGAGCUAAUCGAGUCUUUGCGCAGCUCCUCGUCCUCCUUGAUCUUCCCACAUACACCUCUGCACUUGGCUUCGCGUAAUGGUCACCGUGCCUGCGUCGAGGUGCUUCUGGCGGCAGGGGUGUACGUCAACACCCGAACAUCAGCCGGCACGGCCAUGCACGAGGCCGCGCUCUGCGGCAAGAUGGAAGUCGUGCGAACGCUACUGGAUCGCGGAGUCGACCUCGCCAUAAAGGACUCCCGACACAACACGGUGCUCGACUUACUUGGACAGUUUCCCGCUCACGUCACACAGGACAUAACAGCUGUGAUUAAAAGACACCGAUCAUCAUCCGGAAUCGAGAGCGACGCCGACAGUGAAAACCUGCCGCCGAUUCCGGUGCAUCAAGGUAAUGACUCUCUUGGCAGUCCGUACGAGAAUGUUCGCCCCGGCGACGAGCUUUCUCCAGCGGAAGGGGCAUCGCCGACUCGGUGGCAACUCUAUCACAAGCCACGGGACGACGAUCGUCGUGUGUCUGCUAACUCUGCGAUGUCAUUCGAAGACGAGCUGUACGGGGAACCGAUGGACGGAGCAUGGAGGCACCUCCAGCUGACCGAGGACUCUGACCCCAGCUCCGUCUUCGACAGCGUCUUUAUGUCCAUGUCCGACACAUUGAACUCGAUAAACACCCUUGCAAGCUCAGACCAAACACCCGAAGACAGACCACUUAACACUAACCUGAUCACAACACCGUCACGAGACACUCCACGGGGCUCGGACAGCGGACUCUAUCAGACACCGCCGGUGCCGCGAGCGCUCGCCGAGGGCUACAACUCAGAGGACCAACUGUCGCUGACGCUGCCGGCUGGUUGUUACGGAGGUCGCGAGUCCGAUCAGCUGAGCGUCUCCUCGUCGUCGAGCAUCGGUGGGCCCAGUCCACGAGAGAGACGCUGUCCUACGGGAGAGUCAUCAUCGUCCGGACCUGGAAUCUAUCUGCCCAUGGCGCCGCUUUCGAGCUCGCUUCACAGUCCGGCGUCCAGUAGCAAGGUUUCGAACGGCGGUCUUCCGUCGACUUUGCAGCCAACGCCACCGAAGAAGCCGCCGCGUCGCAACCUCUCGGUCUCCCCGACGCACCUUCAGACCCAGAUGUCCUUGUCAGCGGACUGCCACGUCGGGCCCAGCAACUACGAGUACUUGUUCCUGGCCCGCAGCGGCGGUGCCCACAGCCAGAUCGACCUCGACCAGAUCCAAGCCCGUCGCGAGCAGCUGCGCCACGUGACCCGGAGCGUCGACCAGUACGUCGACAUGAAGUCUCGCUUUGACCAGCACCAGCAGCAGGACGGCAAGGGCAGCGACGUCGAGCCCGUGGCCAUAAUGGGGGAGCGCCAGAUGCGGAUGACCAACCCGCGCAGGAAGCUCAGGCGACACGCGUACGAGCGCUCGGCCUACGAGAACUACGAGAUGGACAGUAGUCCCGGCGCCGACAAGUCGCCCUGCAGCGACGGCCACGAGCGCACCUUCGUCUCCAACGCCUUCCUCACGCUCAAGUCUUCCCAGGAGAGUCUGCUGGACGACAGCAAGGAACCGGCGGGCGAAGCCACCGAUAAGAGACUCAAGCGUGUGCAGAUGAUGCUGCCCACAAGCCCGACGCACUACGUGCAACCGCCGACUCCGGACCACCCGCCGCCGUCGGCGCUGCAAGCUGAAAAGUCCAUCCACGAACGCAUUCGUCCAUUAAGCCAGGUAUACAAGCGGCGCUCGCGCGACAUGGAAACGGAAACGGAGGAGGAGCUGCUGCAGUUUCCGGCUGGAGGAUCCCUCGACGCGUCGAGCGGCUCGCUAUCAUCGGUCUCACUCUCCGACAAGAGCAUGUCGACGGACAACGUCGAAGAAUACUUCGGCGACGUGCCCUUCGCAGGUCUACUGAAGGGUUCGGUCUCGGCUGCGGAGCGUCCGCGCACGCUGCGUCGGCUGCGCAACGUCUACUCGCCGGCGACUGGAGGUAUGGGCACCGGAGCCGACGUCGCCGGCGAGCAGCGACUCGAGCAUCACCACCAGUCUCAUCAUCAUCACCAGCAGCAGCAGCAGCAGCAUCAGCAGGAGUCUCGUAGUUCCGGCGACGAGCUCGGCAGUGGCAACCAACGCGACGACAAGACACUCAGUAUCAUGAGCCCCUUUGACGAGCAAGAGGAAUGGGCCAAGAUCUCGGAAAUCAUGGCCUCCUUCGGCACCGGACUAGUGCGCGAGUCCGUCUUCGUGAGUGAGUUCGAGAAGGAGUUCCAGACGAGGCUCGGCUUGAACAGCGAUACCGGCAGUCCGAGCGUGGUGACGCUAGUAGGUCAGUGGUUAUCGAAAUUAAACUUGGCAGACUACGAAUCGCUCUUUCUCAACUACGGAUUCGACGACUUGGAAUUCAUCAACGGCGUGCUCGACGACUCGGACCUCAAGGACAUGGGCAUAACGAGCGAGCAGGACCGCGCGAGUAUCCUGAACGCGGCGUCCAUGCUGAACAACCGCGUGGAGAAGCGCCCGGCUGGCAAUCCCAAUCAAUCGGUGGACGAGUGGCUGAAAUCCAUCCACCUGGAGAGCUACGCGGAGCUGUUCAGGCGGCACCUCUACACCGACAUGGAUCGAGUGCGGAGGGUCUGGGAGGUCGAGCUUGCGGCCGUCCUCGAGAUCAAGAAGCCCGCGCAUCGCAAGAGGAUCCUCGCCUCGGUCAGCGGCGGCUCCUCCACUCACUCCGUCGCCUCCCACGUGCGCAACGGCAAUGGGCCUAACCUCGAGGAUCUCAACAAGGAUCUCAACACUCUGAAAUCGAAUAUUCAGCAGUUGAAAGACGAGAUUCGCGAGAAGCAUCCGGACACAGUCCAGGGCAACGGUCUGCCGACUCCGACAACAACGAGCGCAGCGACGACGGGACUGUCGACUGCGACGGUGGCUGGCACGAACGCCAGCACAACCGGUACACUGAAGCACCGGAAGAACAGACCAGCACCACCGCCCCCGCAAAAGCCGAGCUCGCACAACGGGGCCGUCCAGGCAUCCGAGAAUCUGGAGAUCAGAGGCCCGUCGGAGCUGCUUUUCGGCGUGCCCUCGACCCUCAAGACACAAUGGAGACAUCAACCCAAGGAUCUAGUCACUGGCUCCGUUACCUACGUUGCUAAUUAUUUGGGUUCAACAGUCGUCAAAGAACUGAGAGGAACGGAGUCCACGAAGAAAUCGAUUCAGAAGCUGAAGAAGGUCUGUCGCGAUCCCAGAGGUACUCCGGAUAUCACUUUGUCGAUCUCCUACCGGGGCGUCAGAUUCCUGAAUACACUUACUGAUGAGCCGAUUUGCGAACACGAGAUUCGGAAUAUUCACUGUGCUUGUCAGGAUGCAGACGAUCUCACACACUUCGCUUACAUUACCAAAGAUCACGCCAGUCGAACUCAUUUCUGCCAUGUUUUCUGCGUGCCAACCAUGGACCAGGCAACGGAGAUAAUACUGACUUUGGGCCAGGCAUUCGAAGUAGCAUACCAAAUAGCAAUAAAGGACAAACUCGGCGGUCACGCCAUCCGCUCGCAGUCGUCCAGUCAGCUGGCGAGUCUUGCGUCUUCCGCAAUGAACUCUGCAACGAAAGUCGCCAGUUCACCCUCGAGAGAAUCAAGUCAUAGCGAACAACGCAACAACGAGUCGAACAAUCACUACCAGACGAGCACAAAUCCGAGAACCAAGCCUCGUUCUAAAUCCAUCACCAAUCCCUUCCUCAACUCCCGCUCAGGUCUGAGCUUGCCUCAACAACAGCAGAGCAGCUGUCGUGUCCCGAGUCCCAACAAGACAUCCGUAAACUCCAAUUCCCAUAGUAACUCCAACAAUUCAAAUUCAAAUUCGAAUUCAAACUCGAAUUCGAAGUCGAGCAGCGGCACCACCACCACCCCCGUGGCGAUGAAACUUCUGGCGACGCACGGACGUUCCCACUCAGUCAACGACAUCAAGAUCAACGGCAAUCAGCUAAAGCUCGCGCCUGCUCCGAUGGACGACAUCAGCAUUGGCGUGAAGGACAUGAAGGCCGGUUCUAGGGCGCCUAUAGCCCUGUCCGAGGAACUAUAAUGCGGACUGUUCGUCCCCGAACUUCCACGUUGUUCCCUCGUACCCAUAUGUUUUCAGACACUUUUCUGUUUUAGUUCUCGCUCGUUAACGUACCACGUGUAAAUUUUCAACCUUUGUAAAUAAUAUACGACGAUGAUAAAAGGACAAGCCGUAAUAUUGUGAUGACGAGUUCGCGAUGGACAAAAUUUUUAUGCUCUUUUUAAGUCAUGCGCUUUACACAUGCGAACGGUGAUGUUGCAUUACUGUGACACUAUACGCUGACUUUUCAACAGAUUAUGUUAUUUAUUACCAAUCACGUAUUCAAUUAUUCGUAUUAUGUUGUGUAACAUAUUUUAUGUUAUUUUUUAAGUUAACUCAAUAAAACAUAUUUUCUAUUAUUUUUUUCGUUUUGUUUAUUUUAUUUUUUAGUUUUUAUCGUGGUGCUAUUCUGUCGCAUGUGCUAUAGUAAACGAAUGCAUGUUUAUCUAUAUUUGGACGACGUUAUUGUCCAGUAGUGCGACAUCACUUAUUAGCGGUCAAAGCUCUUGGAUGUUGAUUACGAAUACGUGUUUAUUAAUUUUAUUUUUACUCUUUUUCGGUGAUAGAAAAAGCCCUAAUUCAUUAUCAUAAGUGAUAAUUAGUUAAGCUCGUAAUAGCUGAAUAUAAUUCUCUUUGAGAAUUAUAAAAUCUUUUCAGGUAAUAUUGGUUCGAUAUACUAUACAACUAAUAUAUCGUACGUAAAGUCGCAAAAUCAUUGUUCAGGUAAGUAGCAAUAGCAUUUUUCUCAGACAGUUACAAUUACAACGUGGUGUUUUGAAAGAAUAGAAAAGGCCAUCGAAAGAAAUAAUGAAAUGUAAUUGAUGGGACAUGAUUUUUUUUUAUAUAAAUAAGAAAAAAAAGUAGGCCUUACUUUACGAAUGACACGUGAUAAUUGCAACGUAUCAGGUUGACGAACUUUUCGACAAUUUUCAUGGCAAUCGAAUCUUUAUAAAAAAAUGCUAAAAUAUACCGCUCUCAAAUUAAAAAAAAUGAGAUAAAGUGAUUCAAUUGAUAAGAAACGUAACUUUCCUCAUUGACAUAGAUAUUUUGAGCAGCUUUGGUAAGGCAAAUACCGCUUUCAUGAAUUUGGUAUAAUUCAAUCGCAUCUGCAAAUUUAUCACAUUCCUAUAAUGCAGCAAGAAUAAGAUGUACGUGUUCUUGUUAUCUUCAGCUGAAAUGAAACGAACUUGAAAAAUUGACGGAUGGGUAGAAAAUUAUGAAAUUUUGAAUAUGUGAUAUAAUUACCCUUUAUAAAUUAGCUAAUGCUUCCAAAUUUAUCUAUUACUGUAAUAUAUUUUAGCUUUAUAGAUAACAAGAAUUUCGAACAAUUAUAUAACAGGAAAUCUUAUAUACCGUACUACACUCCAGCUGUUAAGUCUGAAACUAUUUUCGUGGUCAUUAUUAUUAUUAUUUUUUUAUCAACUGAUAUAACUAUUACUAAUUUAGAACUUCGGCAGUUACAUUUUUAUAAAGACUGAAUAAAAAAGAAAUUACACUUACUUUCCAUUACCCAUCGUUCGCACAAGAAAAGUUUUAAAACGGACCUAAAAUAAACGAAAUUUUUGUUUGUGAUUAUAACAACAAGUAAAAUAGGUUUCGAUGCAUCGUAAAAAAGUAAUUUUUAAGUACUAUUAUCAUAUAAUAAUACCUAAUUUUACAUUCAUACAAUAUGUGAAUCAACGGUAUAAACGUGAUAGAUUUGCGCGUAAAUCUUCUGACAAUUAUUAUAAUAUUGUAAUUUAUGCGUAUUUAUAAAUUUUAAGUACCCUACACCGGGUAUCAUCAUGGGACAAUUAACUAUAAUCUCUAAGAACAAAAACGUAAUUUUCCUGAGUUCAUUGCUCGUGCGAUUAAAGUUUAAAAAAUCACAAAAAUAUAUAAAGUACAUAAACUUGUGUCAAAACGUAAACAAUCUUACAAAUUUUUACCUCAAUUUUUUAAUUAAACUUUUAUCAAAAAUAUUAUUCUUAGAAAGUUUACAAUAAUUUUUCAAAAGCGAUAACAAAAAAGGCAUUCAUUUUUUCAUACAAAUAAAGAUUGCAGUGAAAAAAGAGUGGUAUAAAAUAAAAAGCAAAAGUGUUAAUGCCGUCUUUCAUAUAUAUAGAGAAGGAGAUUACGUAUAUAAUUACGUAUAUAUAAACUUGCAAGCAAAAUAUGCUAUCAACACCGUGGAAAAAAAUAGACAACAUAAUAAGCGCGUUGACAAAGCGACAACGAACAUGACGCAUAAUCGUUCUUGAUAUUAGAGUGCGGGACGGCCUACAUUGAAAAACGUCGCGCGACGAAUAUGAUGUAGUGAUAUUUCGAGCGUGAUUAUACUGUAACGAUUUAUUAAAGAUACACGGAUAGAGCAAACAAAUAAUAUAAGUAAAUCUAUUAUAUUGAAUAAAUAGAAAUGCUUGGAUGGAAUCAAAGAAAAAUAGUCAAAACCAAAGAGGAAACGCUAACAUUACAUUGGGUCAUCACAGCAGUCGAUUUUAUACAUAAAUUAAUUAUAAAGCCAGAUUAUAUAUGUAGAGGCCUCGUAAUGACUAUGUCGGUGAAAUUAUAAAUGGCUUAUUAAACACUUCAUUUGAACUAAUUUAACUUUUAACUUCUAUACAUUUGUCUCACAUGAUAAAAAAAUGUCUGGUAAUGAUGAGUAAUGUAUGUAUUACUACAAAAAUACAACUUAACUUUGAACAGUAUUAGAAAACAAGUUUUCUGGGUCCUUCACAUAGAGAUAAAGAAUAAGAAUUUAGAAAUAUUUAGAAAGAUAAAAAUAACGAAAAUAACUUUAAGCUACUGAAAUAUGAAUGAAAAGACAAAUUUAUUUAUAAAUGCAACAAUAAAACUGCCAAAACAAUACAUGCCUUUGUUAAUUCGCGUAACAAGGAUAUGCUACGCACAUACUGUACACCGUCGUGUUUAUUAUCGGUGAAAUUAAGAAAUGACAGUUUAUUUCAAGAAGUUGAGGCCAAGAAAUGGCACUUUUUAGAAAAAGAAAAAUUAAGCAAAUUAUAGUAUACUAUAAUGCAUACACAAUAUUAAUAGGGUAAUACACACCCAUUGUUGUAUAAAAGUUGCUUACACACAGAAUUUGACGACAUUUUUCAUAUUUAUCCACAAAAUAACGUGUCAAAUCAUCAUAUGACAUUAAUUAUUCACAGACACAGCGAAAAUACGAUGAAAACGCUUAUGGGUAUUUAUCUUCUAUUGUUUGAAAUAUCCAAAAGCAUUUUCGUCGGAUUUAGCAACUUGCAUGAUGACAUCUAAAAUCAAAUCACGCAGCUCCUAAUCAUUAAUAAUUGCGAUAUGCCAAGGCGCACAAAGAUAUUAUACCGUCGGACCAAAAGAAAAAGACGAUAAAAUGAUGGGAAAUAAAAUCUAUAUAGGUACCCAAAGAUACAUGAUUAUUGACUACGUUUUUGUAAAAAAAGACGUUGCAUAUAUCUGAUAAGAAAAUUAAAAAGAACACACUCGCUGACCUCGUGAAUCAACUUCCGAGAUCUCGGCAUCUAUACACGAUCACUUAGAAAUAAUAAUUUGUAUGUUGUUAAUACACUAAAUAUUAAAAGUAAGAAACGAAUUAAUUGUGUGUAAAAAGAUAGUCGAUAUGUCUAGAUAUACAUAAAAUAAUUAAAGGAAUAUAGUUAUUGAUAUCGUGAAAGCUUUGACCAAUAGGAUUCAGUUCAAUAAAGCUCAGUUCAUAUUUUACUUUUGUACAGUAAAAGAAAAUCUUAAAAUGGUUAAAUUAUAAAUCUUAUUGCGAUAUAUAGCUUAUAUAAAAAUGUUGAGAUUAUUAAAAAUAUAAAUUAAACUAUACAUACAAUAGUUUAAAUUUAUGAUGAGACUAUAAUUUUUAAAAGAUAACUAAAAUUUUUUUAUUGUUAUUUUAUAGUAAUUAGCAAAUACUGCAUAUAUAUUUAUAGCAUUAAAGUAAUUUUUUCUAAUGAAUGAUUUAUUUAUUGGUGCUCAAAAGUUGAUUUCCUGCAUGAAAGUUCUCAAUGAAACAAAUUUCAUAAUCGGAGUUUUGUAAAAAUACUUGAAUUAGAGUAUUUUUAAUGAAAUUAUUUGUUUUCAUUUUGUGUGCAAAUUAGAAAAAACCAAAGUGUUAAGAAAUUGCAUGCAGGGAGCUGAUUAUUAAUUCUUAAGCUUUGUUGAUCAUUUCACGUAAUUAUUAAUUACAAAUAUUCUAUUUUUUCAUUGGAAAGCUCUUGUUACAAUAAUUAUUUUUCUAAAAAAACGAAAAAAAAACGUUGCAUAAAUAAAAUUUAAAUUAUGCUUCCACACCAAUAAAAUGUAACUGUCCGUGUAUUUCAUUAUUUAAUUUUUAAGAAAAUAACCUAUGCGUGUAUUUUAAUUGGUGUAAGGGACACGAAUAAGAGCUUGGCACUUUCACUAAUCUACAUAAUAAGACAUUCUUGCGCCUUUAAUUAAUAGAAUUCAAAUUCAGCAACUGAAAGAGGUUGCGACUUCUCAAACAGCGUGACUUUCCAUAUCGUGUUUGCAGGAUUGUUUAUUAGCCACGACCUCAUAAUUAUUCACUAUAACUGGCGAAUACUUUCGCGAGUAAGUCCCUGAUUUCGUGUGCUUCUAAGUAAUUACGAGUCUUAGUCGAGAUUUAAUUUUCCCUUUGAUAUCUAGGAGAUUCAUUCGUUAAGAGGCACGCGCAUUAAUACGUAUAUAUACGUCUACACUUGAGUAUAGGCAUCAUUAACGCGUCGUUCAUACACAGAUAAAGCUCCUACUGGUGGGCGGAUUCGCUAUAUAGAAGACUUGAUUUGAAAUGCGUGCAUGUCGCGUGCCACUUGCCUUCAUGCUAUGUGCUACCACUCACUUUUUCCCCGUAAAUAAUAUCGCUUGAAAUUUAAGCGCUUAUUUGCAUAUCGUAUCCUAUAUGAUAACUCUUGCUUCUACCUUUGACUCAUCAUCUCAUAUACACAGGUAUCUAUAUUAUGCAGAUAUCUUUACAAAUACUACUCUCAAAUUAUGAAAUUCAUACCUUUGGUUGUGAUCGAUACUUCUACGUUCGAGGAUUUGAAAGUUUUUGUUUUUUGUAAAAAGUUGUUGAAAAUCUUGAAACAUUAUACAACUAUAUUUUUUAAGCUAAGUAUAAUUGUUUAAAAAUGUACAUGAAAAAUAACUAUUCUUCUUACGAUUUACGAGCUUAUAUACUUCCAGUACAUUUGAAUAUAAAUAUUAUUAUCUUAAAGACUUGAAAUUAGAUUGUUAUUAGCGUAUUCAUUUAUUUUCGUAAAACGAAUCAUAACAUUACCAUCAUCAUUAUCAUCUACAUCGUCAUUAUCACUAUCAUUAUCAAACUCUAUAUGUCAUUCCAAAUACCUGAGCUUUUGCCUCUUUAGGAUAGCAAAAAGUAUAUGUGUAAUUGUAUAGUGAGUAAUAAUAUAUUACAUGUAAAAGGAAAGAAUUUAUUAUCAUAUUAUUGGCUUGAUCAAAAAGGAUGCACCGAAUUUCAUUGAGAAAAGAUGGAGCAUCGAAGGUUCGCAAAGGGCACUUAUUGAACUGAUUAUCCCAGUGGUCAAAGAAGCUAUACUUACGCGUAUUUCGUGGAUUUAAAACUACAUGUAAGGCUAAAAUUAAGCAGGUUGACAUCGCAAAUCAUUGCAGAAAUAGAAGCGCACGCUUCAGUGUUCAAUGAUCCCUUUCUGUAAUAAUAUUGCCACAUACAACCGCGUCUGCGCCUCGGCUCUACGUGAGCGUGUACCUCGUUCUUGGCUCUGUUCGCUCGUUUUUCCGAUCAAACACGUAGGUGAGAGUGCAAAACUCUCGCUAAUAUUACUCUUCAUGCAUGCUUAUAUGCACGACGCAUAAAAAUUGUUGUUCUUCGUACGUACUGAAGCAAAUUCUUUUCAUCCUUGAUAUGUAAAUAUGUGAUGAAAUUUCUCUAUCUCGCAAUAUUAUAACUACAUAUUCAAUCUUAUGAUUCUGUAACAAAUCUAGUGAAGUGGGGAUUUUAAAAUUACUUUAAGCAUGAGAUUGAAAUGCUUUGUAUGAUCUUUCGAUUGUAUAGAUAUUGUAUAUUUGAUCCUAACUACAAUACAUUCAAUUUCAGCAUAUAAUUUUAAUCUAUAUAACUAUAUAUCAACGUUAAUAUUUCCCCAUUUCGAAUGGUUUCUCUGUGCAAGUAUUAACAUUAAGUAUUUAUUAUGAUCAAUGCAGUAAAAGCAUUAUACAAUAAAUAAUUUGUAGCACAAGCCAUCAUACUAUAAUUGUAAUCAUGAUAUACAACACAAGAUUUUUUAAAUAAUAAGUCGAUAGCACUGUUUUCCAUAACUUUUUAACAAAGUUUCGUCUUCAUUGUUUAUACCCCACACAGUUUUAUAUGCAUAUACGAAUACUUCGAUAGAAACUAUAAGAAACGUUUGCGUGAUAAUAAAACUAUACACCAAAGUAUAAGACUACCUUCACUAACAGUUCUUGCAGUUAGCUGUAAAAAAAGCACUUUAUCAAAUGCCAUUUAUGUACAAAAUAUUAAAAACUAAUAGAAAAUUGUAAAAAAACUUAUCUACACAUUACACACUUACAAUAAUUGCAGAAACAUAUAGAGAUGCAAGUAUUAGUAAUCCUUUUUCUUCAUCGCAUAAAAGACAGCGCAAGAUGUUUAAUAAGAGAAUUGUAAUAACUUAAGAUUAUCACUCUAUAAGACAUUGUGCCACACACGUGUUCAUAAGGAAGUUUUUUUAAUAGGCACUACUUAUGCAUCAUUGUAAAAAAUGUUUUCAUUGGUUUGGUGAAACGUUCGAACAGAGAAAGCGACGGCCCGCAUAUAAACACAAAAGAAGCGAAUGAACGUAAAUAUUAUUCUGCACUCGAAAGCCGAUGCGUUAAAUAAUCAUGGUAUUUUAAUUAAAACUAAGUACGAAUAUAUAACACUGUGGUCUGUGUAUCAUCAUUCACAUAUAGUGAUAAGAGGUGAAAAUCUCUGUUGAAAUAAAUGGUGCGAUUUUGUGAUAAAACAUGCGUUUUGUUAAUAAUAUAAUAUCGAGAAUUGUUUAAUUCCUCAUGCUUUAACAGAAAACUGAAAAUGUAUACGCAUGUCAUAUCGAUCGCUUUAAAAUGUAUAAACAACGUUAGCUUUUUCAACAGAGACGCCUCUUGAGCUCAUCAGAACAACUUUAUUAUGAGGCUCCUAAGGAAGACUAGCACGCGUUUCGACAUAACCGCGAACUUCAGCACCGAAAGUUACUUUGUGAGGAAAAUAAGCCCAAAACGAGGGCUUGUAACGAAGAAUCACACGAAGACCGAGUUUGCCGCGAAGACUAGCUCGCUAAGAUACCUUUGCAUCGAAUAGUAGCACGUGUUGCGAGCUCGCAACGAAAACGAAAACUCUCUGUCUUUCAUGCGGCGAAAAGUAACACCAAAACCGGGUUUACUCUCGCCCGUAAUCCUUAACACAUGGGUCACAUAUUUUCCGAGAGUCGCUACGAGACCAAAAGUGUCUUCCCUGCUUUUACAUUGCAAAUGCCGCAUUAUACACAAAACAUUGUAGAACACAGUUUAAUAUUCAAAAAAUACUGGUUAAAAUGAAAUUCAAAUGCUAAAAAUCGGAUAAGAUUUAUAUUUAAAAAUAUUUUUUUAUAAUCGAAUCUUGUUUCGUUUUCACAAAUUUAAUAAUAAUAAUAGUUAAAUUAAGUUCAUAAGUCAUAUUCGAUAAUAAAAAUGGCAAAUAUACAAAUAUAUCUAAAUAUUGGUCGGCGCGUGAAAUUACCAGAACAGUAACUAAAUUUAGUCCGAUUUUUAUCAUUCGAAUUUCAUUUUAAUCGGUAUUUUUUGGAUAUUAAAAUGUGUUCUACAAUGUUUUGUGUAUAAUGCAGCAUUUGCAAUGUAAAAACAGGGAGGACCCUUUUAGUCUCGUAGUGAUCCUAGUAAAAUGUAGCCUAUGUGUUAAGGAUUACGGGCGAGAGUAAGCCCGGUUUUGGUGUUACUUUUCGCCGCAUGAAAGACAGAGAGUUUUCGUUUUCGUUGCGAGCUCACAACACGUGCUACUAUUCGAUGCAAAGGUAUCUUAGCGAGCUAGUCUUUGCGGCAAUCUCAGUUUUCGUGAGACUCUUCGUUACAAGUCGUGAAGUGAGAUAGUGUUCGCAGUUAGCUGAGUGGUGCUAGUCUUCUGUAGGAGCGUCGAUUAUAUCUGAGCAAAAAUGCAGCAAUAUAACAAAUGGACGCCAUCAGAAGGAUUGUUCUAAAUAUUCUUUGCAAACACAUGCUCUACAUUUUGAACGCACUUGUGUGCGUGAAUUAUAAUGCGAUAAUAAUAACUCUGUCAUUCAUCUACGUUUAAUAGAUUGCCAUUGAUGGAGUUGUAUGAAGUGUUAAUUAUAGCGGAUGGUACGACUUAAGGAAAAUAACGCUGCGGUUCAUAUAAUUAUAAGAUACGAUGAUAAUAUAAAACUUGCCACGCUUUUUGCCGCUGGUACGUCAUGGAUCGACCACUCGCAUGUGUUCUUUUGAGCCAGAACUUUCUUUACAAAAGAUUGCUUCGUACAUUAGAACACGGUAUUUAAUUUUAAUAAUAAUCGAUUAUUUAUUAUUGCUUUGAUGCAAUUGCUGUUUUUUACUUGUUACGUUUUAUCUGUUUAAACUGUUAUUGUGAUUCGCAAACAUUCACGAGCUAAAAACAUUAAAUGCUGUAAAAUAGGGCAUCACAUCUCUUUAAUCUAACUAGUUGGUCGCUCGAGAUUGAGCAGCUACGUGCAUUAUUUUCUUUGGGCCAAGCAAAGUAUUUCUCAUUAGAAUGUAAUGCUGACAAUAGAAUCGAUUCAUUGACUCUCGGCAAACUCGAUAUUUAUUUCUCAUUGUGAAUUAAUAAGCUCGAUUUCUAUAUAAAACUAAGGAUUGAAGUUUGAAACUUACGCAAAUAAGUAUAAUUAAAUAAAUAAAAAAUAGCUAGAUAGUGAUUCUAUCGAUAAAGUUUAUUCUAGUUCAUCAUCGAUCGCAUACUCAUUAUCGCUAAAGCAUCAGAAGAGAACAUGCCAACGGAUUUUCAAUCGGUUGACAAUUUCUUUGUCAUCUCCGAAACGCACGCUCCAUUGAUCAUUACCAUUUAACCUCUCAACUCGGCUGCGAUUAUUUUAAAUAUAAGUCUCGCUUAUUUUUGACUAUCCAAUUGACGAAAGAUGUAUGAUGUAUUAAUUUACGAAAUGCUCUUACUUGUGAUUUAAUUUCAGUCGUGCUGGAAUAUGUGCGAAAAAACAACAUUGUGGAGUUUCUGUAAUAAAGAACAUCGCUGUUUUAAAGCAAGCAAGGGCGAAGUGCAAAGUCAUAUGGAAUUUGUCGAGUGUAAAUAAGUAAAGGCUAAAGAACGUGCGUUGUAAAAUAGGCAUAGAAAAGUUCUAAUCGUGCAAUGUUUUAACGUGUAACUAAGCGAUAUAGUCAGAAUUCGUUAAAGAACGGACGUGAAGAAGAGAUGAAAGGAAUCAAUCCAUUUCGUAACCGUCGUUCAAUAAAGGCAACUAUAUUUCUUUUCUCAAGCAAAUUAUAGAUAUGCGAGACUACGAUUGCGUGUAUUAUAUAAUUGUAAUACAUAUAAUUAAAUAACAGUAUAACGUACGCUAAAUAUGCAAAUAUCGUGCUUUUAUUCACACGUGAUUCCGAAGUCUCUGCUUCCAUUCGUCGAAAUUGAACGUUCGCGUAAAAGCGCUGAUCGAUCUGUUAAUCGUGUUUUUUCGCUUUGAACGGCCGCAUAUACAGAAUAUUAUAUGACUCGAGUUGAAGAGAUCUAUAUAAAAGGAAACGGGAUUGAUUUAUCGCUUUAGGCAUAUUUAAAAGGGAGUAAGGUAAUCGUGUAAUAUUUAAUUAGAGGGAAAGUAAGGGCAGAUUAGUACGGAGCAAUGGAAAGCUUUGCUUGUGAUGUGAUGCAACCUUACAGGACUGCACGUCGAUGUCAGGCGAUCCAUUGCUCUUAUUUCAACGUGUACAGAAAGGAAACGACGGACAAAGAGAUAUCACCUGUCAAUAUCAAAAAAUCAAAAGCGGAUUACGAGGCGAAAGAAAGAGAUAAAGAGAAAGAGAAAAGUUAAAAAAAAAACGCGAAAUGCAACAGCGGAUGUAGGGAUAAAUAAAGAAUGUAGGAAAGGUGCAUGAAUAUUAUAUUAUUCGCUCGAGGCUUGUAAAACCGGGGAUGCCAUAUUAUAUGGAUGCGCUAUAUUUUAAAAAAACGCAGCCUCAUCGUCAUUGAAUCACAUAUAGACGCAGACUUUCUAGGUUAUUCUCGUAUAAUUUAUAUUUAUUAUUGUUCAUGUUUACUAGAAGUAUAUAUAAAUAUAUAAAAUAUAUCAGAGAUUAUUCCCCGGAACCUAUAUAAUGUCUACGUCUUAUAUAAUAAAAGUAAAAUUACAAACCAUUCCUUGAAUUUUUUAUUUUAUCACCCUUACAUAGUUAUAUUGGUCAUUGUCCGUUCACGUCUUUUUCCAAUUAUUCAAUGUCAGGGUAUGUAUUGCAACCCCUGUCUAGUCGUCGUAUACAAGAUCAUACCUAUACAUGGUCGAGUGCUAUACUUUGUGGAUUAUAAAGGUUGCACACUACUGGUCAUCUGGAUAUCGACUACAGAAAGAUAUACCUAUUGAAUAAUCAUCCACUUUAUCACUAAAUAAACGAUGUCUAACAUUAUUGUAAUUGUAAAUAUAUUCUUGUUUUUAAAAUAUUAAUGGUAAUUAAUUUGAAUGACAUAAAAAGUUGCAUAGGUAUACAGGUUAAAAAUUUAUAAAUAUUAAUUAUUGUAGAAACUUAAAUUUACACUUACGCGACUAGAAAUUCUUGUCAAAAACUUGCGAGUUUAACCUCGACCUAAUUUCUAUGUUAAAGAAUUCCAUACCUAAACUUUCUAUGUUCCGCACAGAGAUGAUAGGUGACGCAUAGAUUCUUUCGAAUUUUCUCAUAUUGUACCUGUACAGCUGAUAAACGGUUAUAAAUAAAUAUGAACACCAGAAUAAAAGAAAUACGACUUUA